AUGGGCAAAGAGAAGACCCACAUCAACAUUGUGGUCAUCGGCCACGUGGAUUCGGGCAAGUCCACCACAACGGGGCAUCUCAUCUACAAAUGUGGGGGCAUCGACAAGAGGACCAUCGACAGGUUUGAGAAGGAGGCCGCGGAGGUGGGCAAAGGUUCCUUCAAGUACGCCUGGGUACUGGACAAGCUGAAGGCAGAGCGGGAACGUGGCAUCACCAUUGACAUCUCCCUGUGGAAGUUUGAGACCAAAAAAUACUACAUCACCAUCAUCGAUGCCCCAGGUCACCGUGACUUCAUCAAGAACAUGAUCACAGGCACCUCACAGGCAGACUGCGCUGUGCUGAUUGUGGCAAGUGGUGUAGGUGAGUUUGAGUCUGGCAUCUCUAAGAAUGGGCAGACCCGUGAGCAUGUACUGCUGGCCUAUACGCUGGGUGUGAAGCAGCUCAUCGUGGCAGUCAAUAAGAUGGACAUCACGGAGCCUCCUUACAGUAGUGCACGCUUUGAGGAGAUCAGCAAGGAGGUGAAGGCCUAUAUCAAGAAGAUCGGUUACAACUCUGAAGCUGUUGCCUUUGUGCCCAUCUCCGGCUGGCAUGGAGACAACAUGAUAGAACCCAGCAACAAGAUGUCCUGGUUCAGAGGCUGGAAGAUCACCAGGAAGGAAGGAAACAUGGUGGGCAUGACCCUGCUAGAAGCGCUAGACUCCAUCAUGCCCCCUGCCCGCCCUGUGAACAAGCCCCUGCGGCUGCCUCUGCAGGACGUAUAUAAGAUUGGGGGCAUCGGCACUGUGCCCGUGGGCCGGGUAGAAACAGGCUUCCUCAGGCCCGGCAUGGUGGUGACCUUUGCCCCCUGCAAUAUCACCACGGAGGUCAAGUCUGUAGAGAUGCACCACGAGGCCCUGGCUGAGGCCCUGCCCGGUGACAAUGUGGGCUUCAAUGUGAAGAACGUGUCGGUGAAGGACAUCAGGCGGGGCUAUGUGGCAGGAGACAGCAAGAAUGACCCGCCCUCAGAGGUGGGGAGCUUCGUCUCCCAGCUCCCAUCCCACCCUGGGUUCCAGGUGAUCAUUCUCAACCACCCUGGCAGUAUUGCGGCUGGCUACUCGCCAGUUCUGGACUGCCACACGGCCCACAUCGCCUGUAAGUUUGCAGAGCUCAGGGAGAAGAUCGACCGGCGCUCAGGCAAGAAGCUGGAAGAUAAUCCCAAAGCCCUAAAGUCUGGGGACUCAGCCAUUGUUCAGAUGAUCCCACGAAAGCCCAUGUGUGUAGAAAGCUUCUCAGAGUACCCACCCCUUGGUCGCUUCGCUGUCCGUGACAUGAGGCAGACGGUGGCAGUUGGGGUCAUCAAGGCUGUGGAGAAAAAAGCAGCAACUGGUGGCAAAGUCACCAAAUCUGCCAUGAAAGCGGCCAGGAAGUGAGUGGUGACAGCUACUUCAGGCCCUUCCAGGCCAGGAGCAGCCCAGGAGGAGCCACAGCUGGAAAAGAAUGGGCUCAAGGAGAAGCCUUGGACUUACUCUUCUC
Messenger RNA from Acinonyx jubatus (cheetah), 1513 nucleotides. RefSeq names its product elongation factor 1-alpha, somatic form-like. Gene Ontology annotation, molecular function: GTP binding; translation elongation factor activity; GTPase activity. Gene Ontology annotation, biological process: translational elongation; translation. The coding region runs from base 1 to 1410 and encodes 469 amino acids. The transcript is spliced from 7 exons. The record is from RefSeq and is a predicted model, not a curated record. Lineage: Eukaryota; Metazoa; Chordata; Mammalia; Carnivora; Felidae.